Orycteropus afer afer is the source of this 546-nucleotide messenger RNA. It is a transcript of the gene MRPL43, whose product is annotated as mitochondrial ribosomal protein L43. NCBI's taxonomy places the organism in Eukaryota, Metazoa, Chordata, Mammalia, Tubulidentata, Orycteropodidae. Gene Ontology annotation, molecular function: structural constituent of ribosome. Gene Ontology annotation, biological process: mitochondrial translation. Gene Ontology annotation, cellular component: mitochondrial large ribosomal subunit. The record is from RefSeq and is a predicted model, not a curated record.
CCGGAAGUUCCUGGGUUUAGUCCCGCCUCCUCUCCGCUUAGGCACCGCGGCCUCUGAGCUGUCGCCAUGACCGCGCGCGGGACUGCGAGCCGCUUCUUGACUAGUGUCCUCCACAACGGCCUGGGACGCUACGUGCAGCAGUUGCAGCGUCUCAGCUUCAGCCUCAGCCGCGACGCGCCCUCGUCCCGUGGCGCCAGGGAGUUCGUGGAACAGGAAGUGACCGACUUCGCCCGACGGAACCCAGGGGUCGUAAUUUACGUGAACACGCGGCCGUGCUGUGUGCCUAGAGUGGUGGCGGAAUACCUUAACGGUGCUGUUCGCGAGGAGAGCAUCCACUGCAAGUCGGCCGAGGAGAUUGCGACGCUGGUGCAGAAGCUGGCCAACCAGUCCGGUCUUGAAGUGAUCCGCAUCCGCAAGCCCUUCCACACGGACAGCCCUAGCAUUCAGGGCCAGUGGCACCCUUUCACCAACAAACCGACAGCGCCCGGCGGACUGCGCCCCCGAGAGGUCCAGGAUGCAGCCCCAGCUCAGGUGCAAGCGCAGUGA